Solanum pennellii is the source of this 2944-nucleotide messenger RNA. RefSeq lists its product as uncharacterized. The transcript has 4 exons. The record is from RefSeq and is a predicted model, not a curated record. The coding region runs from base 129 to 1091 and encodes 320 amino acids. NCBI's taxonomy places the organism in Eukaryota, Viridiplantae, Streptophyta, Magnoliopsida, Solanales, Solanaceae.
UACUGUCACAUUAAAUCCUCUUCUUCUUCAACAGUGUUCAAAGUUCAAAUCACACUUCUAAAAGUUUCACUUCAAUUCAAGAUCCAAUCUUUUUUCUCAAAUUUCUUCAAAAAAAACUGAGUUUUUCAAUGGCAAAUUCAUGGAGAAGAAACCAACAAAUCAAGAUCUUCACCCCCAAGAAUCUCCUUCUCUUUUUCUUCACUUCUCUUCUCCUCCUUAUCUUCCUCUAUCUCACAUCACAAACCCAACCCCACAAUCCAAAACCCCUCAAAUCCAUUAAAAAUCCAAUCUUUAAUCUCCCCUUAAAGCCAUUUGAUUGUUAUAAUUCACCUCAAGCUUACCCUGUUAUAGCUAGUGUAGUUGAAGGUGUGAAAUACCCUUUUCUUUUUUCACUUUCAGAUUUUGGAAAUUUGCCUGAAAAACCUCAUAAGAAUAUUCAGAGGGUACUUAAAGGAAAACCCUUUAGAAAGCCUGAUAUAUCUGUGACUGUGCAAGAAUUGUUGGAAAAGAUGAAGGGUAAAAAUGGGAUUUUUUUGGAUGUUGGAGCUAAUGUAGGAAUGGCUACUUUUGCUGCUGCUGUAAUGGGGUUUAAAGUUUUGGCCUUUGAACCUGUUUUUGAGAAUUUGCAGAAAAUUUGUGAAGGUAUUUACUUUAAUAGAGUUGGAGAGUUAGUUGAGGUUUAUGAAGCAGCUGUCUCUGAUCAUAAUGGGAAUAUUACCUUUCACAAGUUGGUUGGUAGACUUGACAAUAGUGCAGUAUCUGCCACCGGUGCCAAGUUGGCUUUUAAGUCAAAUGAAGAGAUUGAAGUUCAAGUAAAAACUAUUCCUCUUGAUGAGGUUAUCCAAGAAACGGAGCGUGUACUACUGAUAAAGAUAGAUGUUCAAGGUUGGGAGUAUCAUGUACUUAAGGGAGCAUCAAAGUUAUUGUCAAGGAAGAAAGGUGAAGCACCUUACCUGAUCUACGAGGAAGAUGAGCGAUUGUUGCAAGCCAGCAAUAGCAGCGCUAAGGAAAUCCGGGAGUUUCUACAGAGUGUGGGUUACAACCAUUGCACUCAACAUGGUACAGAUGCACACUGCACAAAAACAGAUUGAGAAGGUUAUCAUCUACAAAUAAUCUUCUGCUACAACUCUGGAAGGAGCAUCAAUUCUUAAAAAUUUUAAAAUAUCUGCUAUACACCGAUUUAAACAAUCAACUAUCAUGUUUUUUUCGGUGCUAUAAGCUUAGAAUGAUUGGUAUAGAACAAAACCUGAUGCGACAGUUGUUCAAAGUCGAACUCUACUUUUUUUAGUUCGUAUGAAUUGGAAGGCUGACUGAUACCAUGUUGAGGGGAUUAUGACAAUGCUAACUUUGCUGAUAGGUUUGUGGUUGGGUAAAUCAGAGAUGAAAAGAGAAGGUAGGAAAAUUGAUUUGUCUGUUUGAUGACUUUUAGACAGUGGCAGGAUGUUUUCUCCCACUUCUUGCUUUUUGGUUACCCCAUAUGUAAUGUGUGCACAGGCUAUUUAUAAUACUUUUUUUUGUAGAGGUUGUUGCUUUGAUCUGUGUUGUUCUCUUUGUUUCCAUUGGUGAACUUGUUGAUCAUUAAGUACACGUAAUAUACUCCCUCCGUUCCAUUUUACUUGUCCAUUUUACCAGAGUUUUAUUACUUUUUAUUCUCGUACUACCUUUAGUAUUAAAUAAUUACAUAAAGUAGUACUAGUAGUCAAAUAUAGAGUUUGAAAGCAUCAUUAACGAGGUUAGUUUAGUAUAGCACAUCUCUAAUUAAAGCUUUCUUAUGGGGGUCAAAUAAUAUGAAACGGAUGGAGUAAUUCCGUUAAUGACUUCAAUUUCGUGUAUGGAUGAUGUCAUGGUUUCAUGGAGCUUUCCUCCUACCAACUAUCUCCUUUUCUGUUUUCAGACUUCUUUGAAACUGUGUGAAUGAUGCUCCAUAAGUAUGCAGGUCAAAUUACAUUAAUGAUCCUGAGAAAAAGUUGAUUAGUUGGUGUUUCAAGAUAAACUUUCAUUAAUAGCAUCUUUUCUACUUUUACUUGUUUGUUUAAUGAGGUCAAAUUUGUUGUUAGGUGAAACCUCUUAAACUCUUAAUUGCUUUUCUCCAUCUGCUUUGUGACAUUAAUUCACCUUUACUUCUCUAUUAUGAGUGGCUACUGUGUCACAUGGAACUAUCAGUUACAUUUGAUGUUGCUUGGAUUCUCCGAUCUUUCCGUACCCGUGUCGGAUUCUCUGCAAAUGUAUUGUUUUUAAAGGAUCCGACAUGCAACCAAUGACAUUUUUGAAGAGUCUGAGCAACAUAGGCUACGUUCAGUCUGUAAAAGAGGAAGAAAGACAGUGUGAUUGAGGCUUCUACACGGAGCCUGUACAUUAUUAUUUUUUGAGAACCAUGAUGUCCAAGCCUACUUGCACAAAUUUCGAUGAAUUCCACAGGCUCCCACCAACACAAAUACCAGGGAAUGGAUUCGUGCAGCACUUGGUUAUCUGAAGCCACGAACAAAAUUGACAAGUUUCAAGAAUCUUGCAAUGCAGUUGUUCAAGUGCUAUAAAGUGCCUCAACCACUGGUGCAAGUUAACACCGUAAGCACGUACUAUCAGGGAUAGAUUUUUUAGUCGUUAGAGAGGUAAUGUGCUCAAAAAAGUCGAUCAUGGCCUCUGUAUCAUAAGUCUGUACAUCUCUGGGUGCUGAAUUUGAAACCUCAUGAUCUCAGGUCAAGGCUUCAUUGUCAUCGACAUUCCCCUUUCCCCUCAGUGGUAGUAGCCUCGUCCUCUUGACUUUGAUAUGUCUCGAAAACUACAACAGAUGGUGGAUCACUUUUUGCUUAUAAAGGACUAAUACAUCUCAUAUGUAUGAAAAAGGAAGUAAUCUGUUAGCAGAAUCUUAAAGCUGUUGAGUUCAGCCCUGUGUGUGUAACCUGCAGAAUCUUCAAUUUGUCUACAAUGAUGUCUCAACAUUGAA